Molecule: messenger RNA, 2246 nt
Organism: Macadamia integrifolia
Lineage: Eukaryota; Viridiplantae; Streptophyta; Magnoliopsida; Proteales; Proteaceae
Product: beta-fructofuranosidase, insoluble isoenzyme 1-like
Exons: 8
Coding region: 282-2009 (575 amino acids)
Biological process (GO): carbohydrate metabolic process
Molecular function (GO): hydrolase activity, hydrolyzing O-glycosyl compounds
Source: RefSeq, a predicted model, not a curated record
AUGGAAUGACCAAUGAUAAGGCUUAAGAAAGUAUCCAUAGAUAGAGUCAUGUUUCCUUUAUCGGAGGAAUUUCCAUAGGAAUUGUGAUUUCCUUACUCUAUAAAAUGGAAAUUUAAUGAGAUAGGAAAGUUACCCAAAUCCAGUCACCUACCCAAAAUAACGAGUCUGUAUCUUAUUUAACCUCUUCCUCUUCAUUCCCUUCUGAGUCUUCUUCUCUGUCUUGGUCUCUCUCUGUCUCUUAUCACUGCUUUGCUCCCUUCAUAAAUCAUAGAUAGCAAAGAAUGGAGAUUAAUCUGAGAUACUUUUGGGUUGUGAUAUUGUUGUGGUUUGUACUGAGAAGCGACAAUGGUGAUCAUAUGUGUGUGGAAGCAUCGCACAAGGUUUACCCAGAGUUGCAGUCAAUUCAAGCCGAAAUCGUCAGCCCACUUUACAGAACCGCUUAUCACUUUCAACCUCCUAAGAACUGGAUUAACGAUCCAAAUGGACCUAUGUAUUACAAUGGCAUCUACCAUCUGUUUUACCAGUAUAACCCCUAUGGCUCAGCCUGGGGCAACAUUGUAUGGGCCCAUUCCAUAUCAUUUGAUAUGAUCAACUGGAUCCAACUUAACCCAGCCAUAUAUCCUUCCAAGCCAUUUGAUGUAAAUGGAUGCUGGUCUGGAUCAGCCACAAUCCUCCCUGGAAACAAACCAGUCAUCCUCUACACUGGAAUUGAUGGCCAAAAGAGGCAGGUCCAGAACAUAGCAUUGCCAAACAACCUCUCUGACCCAUACCUCAGGGAGUGGACAAAGCCUGAUUUCAACCCAUUGAUAGUGCCCACCAUUGACCAGAAUGUGACCGCGUUUCGUGACCCGACCACCGCAUGGUUAGGCCAGGAUGGAUAUUGGAGAGUCUUGGUGGGCAAUAAGAGGAAACAUAGGGGAAUGGCUGCCUUGUAUAAGAGUAGAGAUUUCAAGCAUUGGUGGAAGGUACAACACCCUUUGCACUCAUCAGCUGAUACUGGUAUGUGGGAGUGUCCAGAUUUCUAUCCAGUUGCUUUGCAAGGGGAGUUUGGGUUAGAGACAUCUGUGAAUGAUGUUGGAAUCAAGCAUGUAUUGAAGGUGAGCCUUGAUAACACCAGGUAUGAAUACUACACAGUGGGAAAAUAUUUCGCUGAUAAAGACCAGUAUGUGCCUGAUAACACAUCUGCUGAUAAUGCAAUGGGGCUGAGAUAUGAUUAUGGUAAUUUCUAUGCAUCAAAGACUUUCUUUGAUGCUGGUAAGAACAGAAGAAUCUUGUGGGGAUGGGCAAAUGAAUCUGAUACUCCCGAUGAUUCUACUGCCAAAGGAUGGGCUGGUAUUCAGACAAUUCCAAGGAAAGUAUGGCUUGAUGAAUCUGGAAAGCAAUUGUUGCAAUGGCCGAUCAAUGAAAUCGAAACUCUUAGAGGAAAAAGUGUUCAAUUGGGAACAGUUCAUCUUGCGAAGGGAGGACUUGUCGAAGUUAAACCAAUCACAGCAGCACAGGCUGAUGUUGAGGUUACCUUCCACAUAAACAAUUUAGACAAGGCUGAGCCCUUUGAUCCUACUUGGGUUGAUCCCCAACAACUCUGUGGCCAAAAGGGAGCUACUGUUCAAGGUGGGUUUGGACCAUUUGGGCUGCUGACAUUGGCUUCCAAAAAUCUAGAGGAGUACACAUCAGUUUUCUUCAGAGUUUACAAAGCUAAAGACAAGCAUAUGGUGCUUAUGUGCUCUGAUCAAAGCAGUUCAUCACUAAGGCCAGAAGUAUAUAAACCAUCCUUUGGAGGUUUUGUGGAUGUAGAUUUGACUAAGGGGAUGAUAUCUCUCAGGAGUUUGAUUGAUCAUUCUGUUGUGGAAAGUUUUGGAGCUGGAGGGAAGACAUGCAUCACAUCUCGAGUUUAUCCAUCUCUAGCAACUAAUGAGGAUGCACACUUGUUUGCCUUCAACAAUGGGACUGAAGCUGUGGAAAUCUUGAAGCUGAGAGCAUGGAACAUGCACAGACCUCGGAUGAACUAAUUAAUAAGAGAUUUGAAUAGACUAGAUUUAGGCUAUUUAGAUGUUUAGAAAUAAAACAAACCAUUGACAAUCAUUUGAUGGUUGUUAGAUCUUUGUUUUAGCAGUUUAACUAGAUUUCAGAACAUUUCAGUAGAAUAGACUCUUUAGUUAAUCAUCAAUUUGCUUUGCUACUUCUAUUAUUGUAUUUCUUUUCUGAUGAUAGUUUCAAUCUCUUGCCCAUGGGCAUCUUGGCCGUCA